Messenger RNA from Eriocheir sinensis (Chinese mitten crab), 2607 nucleotides. Its product is annotated as somatostatin receptor type 2-like. Gene Ontology annotation, molecular function: peptide binding; G protein-coupled opioid receptor activity. The record is from RefSeq and is a predicted model, not a curated record. Gene Ontology annotation, biological process: G protein-coupled receptor signaling pathway. Gene Ontology annotation, cellular component: membrane; neuron projection. The coding region runs from base 454 to 1704 and encodes 416 amino acids. NCBI's taxonomy places the organism in Eukaryota, Metazoa, Arthropoda, Malacostraca, Decapoda, Varunidae. The transcript has 2 exons.
AGUAUGGUGGUAGGGUGUAAGCUGAGCGAGGGCCGCCGAGGGGCGUGAUGUGGGGUGAUGCGGGAAGUGAAGGGGCAAGCAAUGAUGAGAGGGGGCUGAUCGGGGGUUAGAGGGGGAGGCUAGGGGCUGUGGGUGAAGUGUGUGUGUGUGUGUGUUAGCAUCACUCAUGUACCGCCUCUUCGUCCUGCAGGUGUUGUGAUCGCCUGAAGGAGACGCCGUUGCCGCCGUCACCGCCUCCGCCCCGAGACUGCCGUCAGGGGUGGCCGGUGCCAGGCCGCCCCCCCCCCGCCCCGUGUACCCGCCUGCCAGGGCGCCGCAAGCUGACAUGACCGAGGCAGGCCGGCACACAGGGGCCGCCGCGCACGCACCCGGCUCGCAUUAGACACUCUUGGGACCGCUCGCCGCCCCCGUCAGGCCAUUUUCUCCACCGCCGCCGCCACCGCCACCGCCGCCAUGAACUACUCGCUGGAGCCCGAGUAUGACUUCAACAACACGUUCCACCUCAACUGCUCGUACCUCAACGAGUCGCUGGGGCCGCCGGACGUCAACUGCUCGCUGGGCAUCUUCCGCGGCGGCAUGUCGUCCAUCCACCUGGUGGCCAACGUGAUCAUGCAGACCUGCUACGCCGUGGCCUUCCUCGUGGGCCUGUGCGGCAACACGCUCGUCAUCUACGUGGUCACCAGGUUCUCCAAGAUGCAGACGGUCACCAACCUCUACAUCCUCAACCUGGCCAUCGCGGACGAGCUCUUCGUGAUCGGCAUCCCCUUCCUCAUGACCACCUCGGUGCUGGGCCACUGGCCCUUCGGCCCCUACAUGUGCAAGCUGUACAUGAUCACCACCUCGCUCAACCAGUUCACCAGCUCGCUCUUCCUCACCAUCAUGAGCGCCGACCGCUACAUCGCCGUGUGUCACCCCAUCAGCUCGCCCAAGUUCCGCACGCCCAUGAUCUCCAAGCUGGUGUCGCUCACGGCCUGGACGCUCUCCGCCCUCAUGAUCGUGCCCGUCUUCAUGUACUCCAACACCAUCGAAAUGGACAGCAAGACCAACUGUAACAUCGUGUGGCCGGACGGGUUUGGCGUGAACGGGCAAGUGGUGUUCACGCUGUAUUCGCUGGUGCUGGCCUUCACCGUGCCUGUGGUGCUCAUCUUCAUCUUCUACGGCCUGGUGCUGCACAAGCUCCAGACGGUGGGGCCAAAGUCCAAGUCCAAGGAGAAGAAGAAGAGCCACCGCAAGGUGACCAAGAUGGUGCUGACGGUGAUCACGGUGUACGUGCUGUGCUGGCUGCCCUACUGGGUGCUGCAGCUCACGCUCAUCCUCACGCCGCCGGGCGAGGGCCAGAGUCCCUUCAUGGUGGUGCUCUUCCUCAUCUCCUCCUGCCUCUCCUACAUUAACUCCGCCAUCAACCCCAUUCUGUACGCCUUCCUCAGCGACAACUUCAAGAAGAGCUUCCUCAAGGCCUGCACCUGCGCCACCCGGAGGGACGUCAACAACCUCCUCGCCGCUGAGAACUCCAUGUUCACGCGGCGGCGCGGCGGCUCCUCGCGCGCCCGCAGCGUCAAGAGCCGCGACGACGGCCAGCGCGACACCCAGGGCACCGCCAUCCGUGAUGAGCCCACCACGGCCUUCACCAUGACCACGCGAUGCCCCCCCAGCAUCGCCGCCAGGGAGAACGGCAGCCAGGCGCCCCCCACCUCCCAACUCUGAGGUAGAGGAGUGGAGGAAAGCAGAUCACGUGACACCGAAGGACCUCCCCAUAGGACCUGAGGCUUACAUCCUACGCCCGGAGUCCUGAGAGAGAGAGAGAGAGAGAGAGAGAGAGAGAGAGAGAGAGAGAGAGAGAGAGCCGUAUAGGUUAAUUAGGUGUUGUCUCGCUAGAAUAUAUAAUCUUGUUUGUAAUCGAAAUGACGUCAUAUCCGAGAGUAAUUAUAUAUAUGUAAUCUUAAGUGUCAUCACCAUCACUACCACCAUCAUCACCACCACUACCACUACCAUCAUCACCACCAUUAUUAUUAUCUUCACGGUGUUAUUUAUCAUGUCAAUCACCACCACCAUCACCACCAGUAUUACCACCACCAUCACCACCAUCACCACCCCUUAUAUGAUAUGCGCUAUUGGUGGUGAUGGUUAUGGUGGUAAUGGUGAUGGUGGGGGUGGUAAUGAUCUAACCUGAAGUGAUGUGAGAGAGGUUAUCAUCAUCAUCAUCACCAUCAUCAUCAUUGCAUUCGUCACCUUUGCAUACAACUAUUACUAUGUCAUCACCAUCAUCACCAUCACCGUCACCACCGUCACCACAACAACGACUCACCAUUAAUCACCAAAGCUCGUUACCUGCUCUCAAAUUACUCACUACGCCUCUUGAUUGCCCUUCCCUUCCCUUCCCUUCCCUUCCCUUCCCUUUCUUUCACUUCUCUUCCCUUCCCUUCCCUUUCUUUCACUUCUCUUCCCUUCCCUUCCCUUCCUUUCACUUCUCUUCCCAUCCCUUCCCUUCCCUUUCUUUCACUUCUCUUCCCUUCCCUUCCCUUCCCUUCCCUUCCCUUCCCUUCUCUUCCCUUCCCUUCCCUUCCUUUCACUUCUCUUCCCUUCCCUUUCCUUUCCUUCCCUUCCCUU